This is a messenger RNA of Symbiodinium sp. CCMP2456, 843 nucleotides long. Lineage: Eukaryota; Dinophyceae; Suessiales; Symbiodiniaceae. The record is from the annotation of a GenBank genome assembly.
AUGUUGACCAAUCAGGAGCUCUUCUUCGAAGCCAUGCAAGCAUGCCAUCGGAACAGCGACAGCAUCCUGGCCUUGGUGAGCAAAGUCUGUGCCAAGAUGAGCCUUGAAGAUGCUGCCGCGCAGUGCGAUCAAGUCCGUGAGGACUUGAACUACACGAACGCAAUCUUUGCAACUUUGAAUGAUGCUUGCAUGGCGGACCUGUCGCAAGUCUUGGCUGAUAUGAAGAAGUUCGCAGCAGAAGUGGUAGCUCAGGAGGUGCAGAAGAAGAUGUUUUUGCCUGGUUCCCAGGCUGGUGCAGACACUGAUUCCUCCAGCCCUCCCGGCUUGGACCUGGAUGCCUCCAAGACGGACACUGCCCAGAAGAUGGUAGUCCCUUACGACACGGAGAUGGAGGCUUUCAAGGCUGCCGACGCCUCCAUGAAGCCGGUUUGUGAUAUGGCUUGGGCCCCGCAUCUGGAAAAGGAUAGCUGGAGGGGUCAGAUGGACGAGGACAUGCGCAGCCUGCGCGAGCAGCUGCAGAGCUUGGCAGAGAAGGUGGAUGCCAACGCAGCUAGCAUCCAGUGCUAUGUGGACGCUUCGACAUCAGUUGUGUUCCAGCACGUCGCUGAACUCGCUGAGAAACACCAGCACCGCAAGGACCUGGAGGCGACUGAGACUAUCCAGGGUCACCGCGACAUGCACCGUCGGGAGAUUGAGAACAGGACCGCCCAAAUGGAGGCAGAAGGGUGGGAGGAGGACUGCCCGGCUGGGGCCACGUGCUCGGUGAAGGCUUUCCAGGUCAAUGGUCUGGAGAUGUCUGGAGUCCCGAGUCCCUAUCCUAGGGGCGCGGGACACCGCUUUUGA